CUUAAACCAUCAACGGAAAAUGUUCCCCUGCCCUAUAAACCCCCGCAUUAAUGUGGAGAUUUAUUGGAAUGGUUAGGGUUACCCCAUGAUCGUCUGCCGUGAAACUCUUAUUUCUAUGCUUGGCAAGAAUCCUCUCGUUCCAUACACAGUUCAUUUCGUGAAUUCGUGCAAAUGCGCACGGCUUUCUGAUCUAGAGUGAGCCAAAAUAGCGAGUUUGUGGUAUACGGAAUAAAGUUUCAAUCUUCAUACGUGCAUCAUGGGUGAUGGAUAUUGUGUACAGACGAGGAAAGUUAAUCGCACAGACUCAAUCCCAACACCAACCUUGUGUGAGGACUUUUCUUAAAGUUCGGAGUAGGAAGCCCUGGGGUUUUCGUUCAGAAUGGAAAGGAAACUUAAGGCGGUUUGGAUUAUGAAAAGGGUUCUUCUCCCCAUAUUUUGUGUCAUAUCGAUAAUGUUGACAUCUUACCCUGGCUCGUUGAAUGCAGGUUAUCUUUGCUGGUAAUGUCUUCAGGUGAUGAAUUAAAUGAGACAAGAGUGCAUUUGCUACUUGUAGGAACGAUAUUGCCAACAGCUUUGGGUACGCUGUUUGUGGCUGGACGUCUCUAUACUCGGGGAGUCAUCACCAGAAACUGGGGAUGGGAUGAUUUUUGCAUUGUUAUAGCAUGGAUCCUCACCAUCUUUGCUGCAGUCACCAAUGCACUCUUCUGUAGCUAUGGCGGCGGCCGUCACGUUGAACUCCAGACCCCGUCAGACCUAAAACCUUUCUUCAUCCUCGCUUUCGUGUCUCGAAUCCUCUACCAAGUAUCUCUUAUGAUGGUAAGAGUUGCCAUCUGUCUGGUCUAUUCACGAAUCUUCCAAGAUCGACUGAGCAAAAUCAUUGUAUACAGUCUAUUGGCUUUCCAAAUUGUAUCGACGAUUCCUCUCACGUUGAUUGUGGUUUUUCAAUGCGAUCCAAUCGUUUCGCAGUGGGAUUUCAGCGUGGAACAAAUUCGUUGUAUUGAUCCCUUGCCGGGAAUCAUUACUUUUACCACUUGUAGUGUUUUCAGUGAUGUGGCACUUAUUCUUUUUGUCGUACCGAGAGUGUUACCCCUCAAAAUCAACAAACGUCAAAAAGCAACGCUAGUCGCGAUCGUUAGUUUCGGUAUCCUCGUCAUCAUCGCCUCGAUCAUUCGCUUCAUUCGCUCUAAACCCAUUUUCACCGAGAGAGAUUAUACGUGGGACCUGUGGGAAAUCACAACGUGGUCGAGUAUUGAACUCAACACUGCAUUGUUCUGUGUUAGUGCGCCGUGCUUAAGACCGCUGGUCAGGAAAAUGGUGCCCGAUAUUACGUGGUUGAAGAGCGCGGUGACUGCGAGUAGGAGUCAGGCAACGACGGUUGGAGGGAGAAGAAAAAGCUCGGCUGUGGGUUUGCAGGGGAAUAAUGGAAAUGGGAAAGGAGGAGGAGAAGAGAUGCCGCAAAAUGAUUUUAGAAUGGCGUCGAGAUUCACGGUGGGUGGAUCGCUGAGUUCUCUCAAUAAUAAUCGACCUGGAAUGGGAAGGAAAGAAUGGAGUAGAGGAAGAGGCAGAGAGGAAUGGGAAAUGAGUGUACUUGGUUCGCGAAAGGGAUCGAGAGCUAUAGGGGAUGAGGAGGAUUGGAUUGGUCUUGUUGAUGAGGGGACAGAUGAAGAGGAGAGGAUUAGGAAUAGGGUGCGGGCUUUGAGCGAUCCGUCUGUGGGGGUUAGGACGGAUGAUACGAAAGGAUACUAAAUUUUUGAGGUGGUUUAAAUGGCGCAAUUGUGAAUGAAUAAAGAGACGGCUGGAUGCCAAAAGACUUCGUGGAACUCGAAGCAAGGCGUUUAUUAUAUACCAACUAUACCACUUUGUUUGGAAAUGGAAAGGACUUGAAAGGGAAAGGAGGGGGGCGGGCAAAUAAAGAACCGCAGACAAGAUGUGCCCAUCUAUAAAUCUGGAUAAUUAAUUACCAAAAGAUGGCUCAAAGAAUAGGCUCAUAAUUCAUUGUUGUGGCACUUGUACGUAUGACUUGUCGUCUUACACUGCGUGGAUCUUUGUCAGCGCACGCGAACUCUGAGAUCACCAGGAUGGUUCAUCA
This is a messenger RNA of Botrytis deweyae, 2089 nucleotides long. RefSeq lists its product as uncharacterized. Bases 502 to 1746 code for a protein of 414 amino acids. The record is from RefSeq and is a predicted model, not a curated record. Lineage: Eukaryota; Fungi; Ascomycota; Leotiomycetes; Helotiales; Sclerotiniaceae. The transcript has 4 exons.